AUGUUUGCGAUUGAGGGAGCCUCCCCGUCUAAGUCAAGCGGCCUGGGCUAUCCGUCUCCUCUCGGGGGAUCCAAAGGUUCUCUCUUCACUCUCCCCAACACAAGCGGAGCCUUCAGCCGAGGUCCGAAAUCAAGCCCGGCAACCGGAAAUAAUUCACCCGGUUUACUCAAACCGGAUCUGGCAUUCAGCAGUGCUGGUGGUGAUAGUGGUGCCCCUUCUGGAAUUGGGGCUACAUCUCCAAGCUCCCUGGUGCCCCUGUCUGUGAAAUCGUCAUCAUCACCCAACAAAAAAUCGCUCAGCGUCGCCGGUCCCGUCAUCUCAUCGCCAUCAUCCUCCGUGACGUCUCCUUCUGAACUCGCUAGCGCCAGCUCUGGGAUGCCUUUCCUGCCCGGGUCGUCAUUACUGUCACGUGGUCUGACGUCAUCAGCAGGUGCCUCAGGACCACCGAAGGGUUCGGAUAGAGGAGAUCAGUCUUUGUCGGAUAUAUUCUUCAGGAACCAGGCUGGGAACCCUGCUGCCGCUGUCCUGCCAUCUGGGGGGUUUAAAAAAGAAUUUGACGCGUCGUUGUUGGGAGAUAUGGGGGGCUCUUAUGCCAAUAGUAUGGUGGUAGGGGAUGAUUACAGUGACACAUACGACAAUCAGAAUUCUGAUUCCUUCUCGAACUCCAAGUAUACUCGAAGUGAUUCAGACUCGGAUCAGAGUAACCGGUUCUCUGACUCUGAUUCCGGAUAUAUGGAUUCAAAAUACGACACCACAGACUCGACGUCGAAUCCUUCCGAUUAUUACUAUGACGGAGAUGAUGAUGAUGAAAAAGAGGGUGAGAAUUCCAACUACGAUUACUAUGACUACCCUGUAUCUGAGGAGGAUUAUCCCAAACAAAACUACGACUACCCUUCCCGUUCAACAGACGAUUAUGAUGACAAUGUAGUGGCAUCGAGCCGCAGUCCGAAUGAUGAUCGAAACGACUACAGAUAUUCUGACUACGAUAGGGAAUCCAACGACGACUUUACGUUAGAUCGAAAUAACAAAAACAAGUUUUCCAAUUCAGAGGGUCGAUCAAACGAUGGGAGCAAUAGCGGAGGACGCGAAGCAGCUAUAGAGAAAAAUGAAAACAUUCCUUACAACUCGAACUCUAAAGUUUCUCCAUCUUCAUCGUCUUCAUCCUACACCCCGUACUCACCCAACGAGCCCGCCGACGGGUAUACAACGGACGAUUACUCCUCCGAAGGUCGUGGAAACGAUUACUACUACUACGACGACGAUACUCCUGACUCAUCAGACGGGGACCGGUUGUCCAGAGAAGGAUCCGAUUACGAUGACAGCAGCCCGUACUUGUACUACGAGGACGAUAGUGUUGACCCAGACGAAAAUGACUCGUAUCGAUACUCUCCCUCAGACGAUGAUUCAUCUUCGUCAAGGUUUGAACCCACUGAAUACGACUACCCAGAGAGUUAUGACGCCCCUCCUCCACGAGAUACUUAUUCUAGUGACUCUGAUGGUUCUUACCACCCUGGUGAAAACGCCCCUGAUGGAUAUAUAGAGAACCUUGACUACGGUCCUUCAAACGACGAAUUUCUAGAAAAGAGACCCCCUCCGAAAAACUCGUACCUUUAUGAUUCUCCCGCCGAAGCAGAUUCUGGAGACAGAUACAGAGAGGAACCAGAGAUUGCUACAAUGUAUUCGGACAGUACAGGUGACGAAAUAUUUUCCUCAAGAAACGACGGUGAUGGCGGUGAGACAGAUUUUGACAGAAGUUACGGAGAAACUUCUAGUCCUGACGUUAGCGAUCAGUUUAGAAGCAGCGCUGGUUCAGACAAUCCUACCAGUGAUAACUCACAAUUCCUUCCCACUGGGCCCUCCUCAGGAGCAAGCACACCUGGAUACGGGGCUCCUGAGAUUUCAAAAACGUCGUUAUUUAUAGUCCCAGACGAUGAUGAACUGAUAAUCCUACCACCACCAGCCAGCAAUAACAAACCGACUCCUCAACGGACGUCGACAGGCCCCCAACCGUUCAAUCGUCCUAAACAGCAGAUGUCCAGCGGGGGAUUCGCCUGUCACCUUGACGACCCGGACAGCUUCAAGACAGACACAGAGCUCCAACAGCGCCUGGAUGCUGACAACAUCGGGAUCUUGCUGGGCAUACACGCCCUGCGCACGGGACCCUUCAUGAGGGAACAGCAUGACUGA
Messenger RNA from Aplysia californica (California sea hare), 2187 nucleotides. RefSeq names its product dentin sialophosphoprotein-like. NCBI's taxonomy places the organism in Eukaryota, Metazoa, Mollusca, Gastropoda, Aplysiida, Aplysiidae. The record is from RefSeq and is a predicted model, not a curated record. Bases 1 to 2187 code for a protein of 728 amino acids. The transcript has 4 exons.